GAUGCUGCUGUUGCUGUUGGUUCAACAGGAAUAGGCGGUGAUUGUUUUUGUCUUUUUUAUGAUGCAAAGACUAAGAAAGUUAAUGGAUUGAAUGGGUCUGGAAGAUCUCCUGCUAAUAUUACUUUGGAAUAUGUACGUAACGAUCUUGGAAUUGAUGAAAAUCACAUACCAUUAUUAAAUAUAAACUCUGCAACUGUUCCCGGAGCUGCUGCAGGAUGGGUUGACACUAUUAAUUG
Molecule: messenger RNA, 236 nt
Organism: Racocetra persica
Lineage: Eukaryota; Fungi; Glomeromycota; Glomeromycetes; Diversisporales; Gigasporaceae
Source: the annotation of a GenBank genome assembly